Chenopodium quinoa (quinoa) is the source of this 1886-nucleotide messenger RNA. Its product is annotated as protein trichome birefringence-like 19. Gene Ontology annotation, molecular function: O-acetyltransferase activity. Lineage: Eukaryota; Viridiplantae; Streptophyta; Magnoliopsida; Caryophyllales; Amaranthaceae. The coding region runs from base 285 to 1616 and encodes 443 amino acids. Gene Ontology annotation, cellular component: Golgi apparatus. The transcript is spliced from 2 exons. The record is from RefSeq and is a predicted model, not a curated record.
UAAGUACAACUAUUAUAUAAUAAGAAUAAUAAAAACUACACAUAAAUGAUAGCCCUCUUUUUGAGAAAAAUGAUAAAAGAUUGGGUCAUACUCAUAUCAUAUACAAUACCACCAAAUCCAACAAUUAUUUUAACAACUCCAUUCCUUGUUCAUCACAAAAUCCCAAACAACUCUCUUAGAAACUUUCAAACUUUUCUCAUUCACUCACUUUAGCUUAUUUUUCUCCCUCUAUUUCUUUCUCUUUCUCUCUCAUCUAUCCCUCUUUCCUCUCUAUCUCACAAAACAUGGAAGUCUCCUUACCAAAAAACCAAAAACUUAAACUCAACCUAAAACUAUUCCUACAAAUAGUUUUCCCAUUAAUCCUACUAACCAUUAUUCCCCUACAAUUAGCCAAGAACAUUUAUUUUAAGAGUGCACCUAAACCAAUUACUACUCCUAAACUAUACAUUAACAAUGAAGAUGAUCAUACCCAAAUUCGCGCUCCUCCUAAGCAUGGAUCAUUGCCUCCUACAACAAGGAAAUGUGAUAUCUUUUCGGGCGAAUGGGUUCCAAAUCCGGAGGGUCCAUAUUACACAAACACAACAUGUUGGGCUAUUCAUGAACAUCAAAAUUGUAUCAAGUAUGGUAGACCGGAUAGUGAGUUCAUGAAAUGGAAGUGGAAACCGGAUGGUUGUGACUUACCAAUUUUUAACCCUAGACAAUUUUUUGAGAUUGUUAGAGGUAAAUCUUUGGCUUUUAUUGGUGAUUCUGUUGCAAGAAAUCAAAUGCAAUCCUUGAUAUGCCUCUUGUCUCGGGUGGAAUAUCCAUACGAUGUCUCCUACACUAAAGAUGAACACUUUAAACGUUGGCACUACAAUAACUACAAUUUCACGGUAGCCAUGUUUACGAGUACAUUCUUGGUGAAAGCCCAAGAGAAUGACCCAAAUGGUCCAAAUGGAAACGGUUUGUUUGGACUAUUCCUCGACGAGCCAGAUGAGACUUGGACAACUAAAAUCGACGAGUUUGAUUACAUUAUCCUAUCAGCGGGUCAUUGGUUCUUCCGACCCCUUAUGUACUACGAAAAAGGUACUCUCACGGGGUGUCGAUUUUGCCAACUUCCAAACGUGACAGACUAUACCAUGGCUUAUGGUUAUCGAAAGGCAUUCCACACCGCGUUUAAGGCCAUUUUGGAGAGGGAAAGCUUCAAGGGAGUAGUCUAUUUGAGGACCUUUGCCCCCUCACAUUUUGAAGGGGGGGAGUGGAACAAAGGUGGGAAUUGCUUGAGGCAAAAGCCCUACAAAAGUAGUGAAAUUAGUUUGCAAGGGGUUGAUUUGGACUUGUAUAUGGCCCAAUUAGGAGAAUUCAAAGUGGCCCAAAAGUUGGGCCGACAACGUGGGCUGGGGUUCAGGCUUAUGGAUAUGACACAACCCAUAUUGAUGAGGCCCGAUGGGCACCCAAGUAGGUAUGGGCAUUGGCCCAAUGAAAAUGUGACUUUAUAUAAUGAUUGUGUCCAUUGGUGCUUGCCUGGGCCCAUUGACACUUGGAAUGAUUUUCUACUUGAGAUGAUAAAAAGUGAAGGAGUUAGGGCUAAAGAAGAUAUGGUUCUUCAUUCAAAGGAGAGAAAGUUGAAGAGUUAAACAAUGAUUUAUGAUUUGAUUAAUUUUGGAAUUAUAUAUAUUUUUAUAUAGUUUAAUUUAUUAAUGGGGUUUAGUGUAUGCAUUUUUCAAAAUAUUUUUAUUUGUAUAGUACGAGGGUUCCCUAAUUAAGGGGUCAAAUAAUUGAGUUUUUUCAAUAUUUGAUACAUCAUAUUCAUUUUUCUUGGCUUUUCUACCUCUUGAUGUUUUUAGUUCCAAAGUCAAAGAAGACAACUAUUAUUACAAAGAGUACUUAAUAAGAGUAUUUUAGUA